AAAAUUUAAGAGAAAUUUGGAAUAAAAAAAAAUCCGAAAAUUUAUGAACAUUUUACGAAAACAAAUUUUUAUUUGUAUGUAUAGUUAGUUUUUCUAUAACAAGUUGUACUCCUAUUCCAUAUAUUGGCCAAACAAUAAUGGUUUUGGAACAACAGCAACAACAGUCCUCUUCGUUACAACAAACACCGCCACCACAACAAUUAUCACCACCUAACACUGUAGCGGUAAACAAUAACAGCAAUCACAGCUCUAACGGUAUGCCCGCCAUGCCGUCGGAGGGUUUACAUCCUACCGCUGCUCUACAACUAUAUGCCGCCGCUGCUCAACUAGCCCCCGGUGGUGUACGCGUCCCACCCUGGAGUCCAUUUCUGCAGUUUGGUGUACCGGGAGUCUUUGGUGGUGGCCCAUUUUUGGGCCGUCCUCGUUUUGAAGGCACUUCGCAACAAAAUGCCGCCGCUGCAGCUGCUUCUCAGAUGGCCGUUAAUGCUAGCAAUGCAUUUGCCAACUUAACGGGUCUUAGUGUGGCCAUGCGUAAUGUUUCCGCCGUACAAACAUCGGCUGCCGCCGCUGUGGCCACUGUGGCAAUACAACAUCGUCUUAUGAUUGGGAAUAGACAGAAUAUGCCACCAACGGGUCCACCGAGUGAAGGAUCCAAUGAUGAUGCCGGUAAGUGGAGUUAUUUAAGAAAAUAUCUUGAGAAAUUAGGAACAAUUUUUGGAUUAUAAUAUAAAUUUUGAACAAACUUUAUAAGGAAAUUAAUUUCAUAAAAUUUGAUUUAGAACUCAGAUUUUCUAAAAUAUAACUGACAUAUCGUGUCCUAUAUACCAUUUUGUCAAAUUUAAAAUAAGGACUUAGCAUCAGGCAUAUGUUUUUUCUGUUCUAGUUUUCUUCAUCUAAAGUUUGGGUUAAAAAUCUACUGAUUUUUUCUGUUUCGAAAUUUUGUUUCGCAGAUUAUAUCUUUGUAAAGGGAAACAAAGACUUCUGUCAAUCAAUAUAAAUUUCAAUGUGAAAUUUUCAAAUGAUUUACAACGGAUUUGCAAUGUCUUUCUAAGAAAAUGAUGAAUUUUGGAUGUAAUAUCUAAGAAUCUUACAAUCAGUGUUCGCAAACGUUGUUAUAUCCGAAAAAAUAUUAAACCCAAGAUGUAUUUUCAUCUAAUUCGACGACUCUUAUGUAUGCAGUUAAGAAUCGUUUUACUAAAAGAGCUUUCAAUGAAAAGGAAAUAUUUAGCUCUAAAAAAUUUCUGGAAAAAAUGAAAUUUCUGUUCAAAUUUGAAGUAUUUGGCGACAAAAAUCUUCCAUUUUACAACAUUUGUCGUUAUUUAUUAAAAAAAUAAUACAUUUUGUUUAUUCUAUUUAUCAAAAGGUCAUCAGCAAUUCCUUUCAUAACAUUCUCUACCAGACGGCCGUCAUUAGAAUUAAAAAGAUCUGUCAAUCACAAUAUAAACUAGACUUUUUUCUGUGUUUGCAAAAUCACAAAAAACUGACGUUGACAGAGAAUAAUUUUAAAUUGAAUACACAAUAUUUUUUUUUCAAAAUUGAAUACAAUCAAAUUAAUUGAUUAUUUAUUUCUAUGAACUAUGAUAAUAUAUUUCAAUAUUAUUUCAAUAUAUGCAACAUUUCAAAAACUAAAAAUCAAUCAAUUCUAAUGAAGACUUUUACAAUCAGCAGCAGUAAGCAACCUUGUUAAAUAAUUAGUAAAAUACAUUAGAAGUAGAUUGUUAUUAAUGCUUAUCAA
Molecule: messenger RNA, 1735 nt
Organism: Lucilia cuprina (Australian sheep blowfly)
Lineage: Eukaryota; Metazoa; Arthropoda; Insecta; Diptera; Calliphoridae
Product: homeobox protein unc-4-like
Exons: 1
Coding region: 138-725 (195 amino acids)
Source: RefSeq, a predicted model, not a curated record